AUGAGCAUCAAUUGCUCACAAGAAACAUAUAAAAUUGAUAUUAGUACAAUCAGCAUUAAGUAUAUCGCGGGUGGAUGGCUAACAUUAAUAUUUUGUCUCUUUGGAACAUAUCCUGAACUUUUACAAUAUUUGAAUACACCUGACGAAUACAAUAAACGUCAAAUAUUAGCAAAUGCUUAUGAACAAUUUUAUGCACACGUUGCUCCAUUCACUACUCCAUUAUUAUCUGUGUUAUUGUUAUGUAGUACAUAUUUGACAGUUCUAGUUAGUCUUGAUCGAUAUUUAUUAAUUUGUUGGCCACUUCUUGCUGAAAAACUACGUACAUGUAAAAUUGCUAUACGUUCAGUUUUAGUAAUUGCUCUAGUAAUUAAUUUAUAUUGUUUACCACAUUGGUUUGAAUAUAAAACAUCUCAUAAAAAUACACAAGAAAUAAUAUCAAGAAAUGAAACAUUAUUAGGUAUCGUUAAUAAUGGUGGAUUAGAAGAUGAUGAACCAGACACAAAUUUAGUUGAAUUAACAUACACAAAACUGGGUUUCAAUUCUAUUUAUUUGUCAAUUUAUCGUUUCUAUUUGAAUAUUCCAGUCACAUUUGUAAUUCCAUUUUCUUUGUUAUUAUUAUGCAAUGGUUCAAUGAUACAUAAAUUGGUAUUAAUUAAACGCAAAAAACGUCAAUUGGGACAACGAAUGAGAGCGGAUAUUCGCAUAACUGUCAUGCUGAUUGUUAUUGUUCUUGUUUUUCUUAUUUGUCGUUCAAUUAAUUUAGUAGUAAAUUUAAUGACAAAAAUGCAACCAUGUUUAAAUAGAAACUCGUUACAACGUUAUAAUACAUGGGCUAAUUUAUUAAUUGCUUUCAAUGGUUUUUGUAAUUUUUUUCUAUUUGCCGUAUUUGGACAACGUUUUCGUGAAAUGGUUUUAUACAUCUUUUUUCGUCAACAAUAUCCUUUUCAUACGGUCGGUGAUUAUACAAGUAAUCGUUUUGGACAUACUACUACUCCUGAUGCUUCUCGUCGUCAAUCACGAAGAUAUUCAGCAAAUGAGUCUGAUCUAUUACAAACAAUCUCACGUCGACGUUCAUCAGCUACAAUGGCCAUAUUAAAUUCAGAUAUGAAACGAUAUUCACCUAAAACACAGCCAGAAUGGACAGCAAAAUUUCUUAAUAUACCAUCACCAUUUCCAUUUAACAAGAAAAAACCAUCAUCAUCGAUCAAUACAGCAGAUUCACCCUUUCUCGAUCAACAUCUACUAAGUGUAGAAAAUAUUAAUGAUGGUAGUGUUAUCAAUAAUAAUACACAUUUAAAAUUGCCUAUUGUGAUAAAUAAUUCUCACAGUCUAACACCGAGUCCAAGCUGUCUGAAAAAAAUGCCAGAUGAAGCUAUAAACAAAAAAAAUAAUAAUAAUAAUACACAUACAGCACCGACAAGUCAUCGAACAAUUAUGUUUAAUGAUCACAUUGAAUUUAUGUAA
Molecule: messenger RNA, 1464 nt
Organism: Didymodactylos carnosus
Lineage: Eukaryota; Metazoa; Rotifera; Eurotatoria; Philodinida; Philodinidae
Source: the annotation of a GenBank genome assembly